AUGGUUAAACUCGAUAGAAAUGCUGUUCUUGAAUAUGCCACCUUCAAAGUUCCUUACGAAGAACUCAACAUGGAGUUUCGACGUGGACAUAAGAACAUGGAACGGGCAGGUGCGGGCCUUAAGCGGUCAAUAUCAUCAUUGCGAAAUGUCUUGUCUGAGAAGGAUGGAUGUGUUACAGUAGCAACGGCUCGAGAAUCUUUUCGUGAUUUUAAAUCUAAACUUGAGCAGCUCGAUGCUGCAAAGAAAGAUGCAGUCAAAAAGCAAAGACAAUUCAUAAAAAAUAUGCAAUCAAGGAUCCAAUUUUUGAGGAAUGAAGAUCUCUCGAGUGAGAAAACGUCGCGUGAUCUUGAACUGUGGCGUCGUGAUCGCCAGCAAGUGGCACGACUCAUCUGCCUACAGAUGUUGAGAUGUGGUCAUAUUGAAAGUGCAAAAGCUCUAGCGAAAGAGAUGAAUGUGACGAAUAUAGUAGAUCUAGAUGUUUUUUCCAAGGUUGAACAUGUUAUCAACGCGUUGCUUAACAAAGACACCACACCUUGUUUGGAGUGGAUCGCCGAGCAUCGAUCAAAGCUGCGAAGAAUGAAUAGCAAGUUGGAGCAAGUGGUACGGGUGCAGAAUGCUGUCGAGUUAGUACGCGAAGGUCGUGUGAAAGACGCUCUUCUCUAUGUUAGAAAACACCUGGGAGCAACUAAAGAUGAGUGGUGUGACGAUGCCAUGAAGUUAAUGGGUCUUAUUGCUCUCUGCGCUCCCAAUGGUGUACCUGCUUAUAAGGAACUCCUAAGCGAGCAUCGAUGGCAAGCUUUGGCUGACUUAUUCCGGGAGGAGGUCUUUGCGUUGUAUCAGUGUGGAUUAAGCGCUUAUAAAACACCGCACUGUUCCCCCGGAGGUGUCGAGAGGUGUCCAACGUGCCAGCCGUGUGCGUUCGCCUUGGCGGAAGGGCUUCCUUAUGCGCAUACGGUGAAUUCGAGGUUGAUCUGUUCCUAUUCUGGUGAAGCCUUGAACGAGGAAAACCAUCCGAUGAUGAUGCCAGAUGGGAGAGUCUACGGAGAAAAAGCUAUUCGAGAGUUGCAA
Messenger RNA from Ostertagia ostertagi, 1068 nucleotides. NCBI's taxonomy places the organism in Eukaryota, Metazoa, Nematoda, Chromadorea, Rhabditida, Trichostrongylidae. The record is from the annotation of a GenBank genome assembly.